Messenger RNA from Uloborus diversus, 537 nucleotides. Its product is annotated as U6 snRNA-associated Sm-like protein LSm5. The record is from RefSeq and is a predicted model, not a curated record. Gene Ontology annotation, biological process: mRNA splicing, via spliceosome. The coding region runs from base 145 to 420 and encodes 91 amino acids. The transcript has a single exon. Gene Ontology annotation, cellular component: U4/U6 x U5 tri-snRNP complex; U6 snRNP; Lsm1-7-Pat1 complex. Gene Ontology annotation, molecular function: RNA binding. Lineage: Eukaryota; Metazoa; Arthropoda; Arachnida; Araneae; Uloboridae.
AAUAAACGCGGCUUUUGUCACUUUAAUUUUUGCUAAAUAAUAAUUCCUAUUUUAUCUAUCUUUUCCUCUUUAAUUAUACGCUUCGAGCUUCAGUAGUUCACUUAUUAGUGUCUAAAAAGUGGUAUUUAAUUAAAAAAUAAAAACAUGGCCGCUACCAGCGUCACCAAUCCAUCAACAUUGUUGCCGCUAGAACUGAUUGACAAGUGUAUUGGAUCCAAAAUACAUAUAAUCAUGAAAAAUGACAAAGAGAUCGUUGGAACACUUUUGGGGUUUGAUGAUUUUGUCAACAUGGUCUUGGAAGAUGUUACUGAGUAUGAAAGUACUCCGGAAGGUCGCAGGAUAACAAAAUUGGACCAAAUAUUAUUGAAUGGAAACAAUAUCACCAUGAUGGUACCUGGUGGUGAAAUGCCUGAAGUCUGAUAUCAGUCAUGCUUACUUAUACACCAUUGUGUUUCAUUAUAAACCAUAAUUUUGUGUUGUAAAGUUCCAUGUCCAAUAAAAUCUUCACGUUAUCUAAGAUCUUUUCGUGUGGAACUU